Drosophila eugracilis is the source of this 1150-nucleotide messenger RNA. RefSeq lists its product as uncharacterized. The record is from RefSeq and is a predicted model, not a curated record. The transcript is spliced from 4 exons. Bases 1 to 822 code for a protein of 273 amino acids. NCBI's taxonomy places the organism in Eukaryota, Metazoa, Arthropoda, Insecta, Diptera, Drosophilidae. Gene Ontology annotation, cellular component: endoplasmic reticulum membrane. Gene Ontology annotation, biological process: GPI anchor biosynthetic process.
AUGGUUUACACUGGAUAUACAAAGUUUUCUGGGUUUAUCUUACUUUUGGGAUUAAUGGGAGGUGUGGGCAACUGCUAUGUUGUGGAACCUCCCAUUAUUCAAGUGGAAAUGGACAAAGCCGGCAUGCAUAGGACGCUCACUUACCGCCUUCGUUUUGACUAUCCCCUAGUGAGCAAGGACUGUGAAUACGCGCUGCAGCAGUCAUUGCCCGCAUCGGUUUACAUAAGCACGGACGAACUGGAUGACCUGCAGCGGCUGAAGAGGUUGAGUGCCGUCUACCCGAAGUUCAUCAACAUUGAAGUGGCUACGGAACGGGCACAGCCCUUCUCCGUCUUACUGCGCGGUACUCCCAAGAUUACGGAGACGUUAGCUCUACCCAUGCAUUUUCGCUACCAUGCCCCCAGCGAUAAGCGAUCGGCGGCGACUGUGGCUAUACCCCUGCCGGAGCUCUAUCUCAACUGCCCAUUGGCUGAUAGUGAGCUCAUCGAGAACGAGUUAGUUGUCCGCCCCGAUAAGCUAUACUGCCUGAAUGCGCCGGAAAGCCGUUUCGAUGAGAACGUCGUCAAGGAUGGCCAGCCGACGACCAUGGCGAAUCUGGAACGCUGCAACUGGAGGCGAGUGCACGUGGACUGCCAGCUUAAAACGCCGCUUCGCGCAGAGAUGCCGGUAGGUCAGGCCAACGCUUACGGUCCAGUGCUAUGCGCCACCAUUCUACUUGGUUGGUCCCUAGCCUUGUGGACCAUCAUUCGUUCGAUGGCCAACACACGACGCAUCAAUCAACGUCUCAAUGAGCAGCGACUGUUGCAACAGAAGGUCAAGUAACAGGCGUCGAAGUCGGUGCGAUUCCAAGUCAACAAUGGUUAAUCAAACGACACAUUCCGGCAAUUACAAGGGCUGUAAAUAUUUAUUAGUAUGCUGUGUGCAUAGACUAUUCGCAUAUUGACAGACUCUUAUCGACUUAAUCACCCUAGAAACGUGCCACUCAUCAUAAAGUCCAAUUUGGACUAAUCACACAACUAAGUCAUAUUAAGCUUCCCUUAGCAUAAGCGUAAACAUAAACCAAUACUUUAAGUUAGAGCUAGGCAUAUCCAAAUAUCGCUGGCACAGACGGCAAGCUACAUAUAAUAACAAUAACUUAUAAUUACUACAA